AUGAGGCCGUCUCUAGCCCUGCUGCUGUUCGCAGGACUGCUGUGUCACCAGACGGCGGCGUUGAGUGUACCGAAGAACCGCGAUCGGGACUUGUCACGUCUACUGUCCGGCAAACUCGACGUCCUCGACAGGGUGCCUGGCCUGGUGAACAAGGUCCUCAGCACAACGAUCCUUGUGGUGCGGGCGCUGAGAGAGACUAUCGACGACAAUGGAGAGACCCGGAACGACUUGGACACAGCGCUCGGGUUCAACAGCACCACAGGCUUGCCCACAGGAAAUUCGACGUCGGCAGUGUCGUGUCCAAAUAUUGCCGUUAUCUAUGCGAGGGGGACGAAUGAGCCAGGCAUGUCUCGGGUGUUAAGGGGCAACGUGGGCUUUCUCACCGGCCCGCCCUUCUUCGACGCUCUCAAGACGUAUAUGAACGGCACUGGCACCUUGUCCAUCCAAGGCGUCAACCAGUACCCCGCGGAGCCCGCGGGCUUCUUCGCGGGUGGUUCCAUGACGGGCGCUACCGCAGCCGCGCAGGUGGCCUCCCGCACGCUGACAAUGUGCCCCAACACGCGCCUCACCAUGUCGGGCUACUCGCAGGGCUCGCAGGUGGCCCGCCUAGCCAUUGCUCAGCUGACGCUCGAUCAGCAGGCCCGCAUCUCGAGCGUCGUGCUCUUCGGCGACCCCCUCGGCGGCGCAGCGGUCUCCGGCGUCGACGAGACGCGGCUGCUCGUUGUCUGCCACGCCGGCGACAACAUCUGCGAGGGUGGCAACCUCGUCCUGUCGCCCCACCUCGACUACAGCAGCGACGCGCCGACGGCGGCGCUGUUCGUCAUGCAAAGGAGCAAUCUUGGCCUCGCGAGUCGGGACGCGGAAAACGAGGGGAUGAGCGGGACUGUGGUGGGCAAGGUGCAGGGUAUCAUGCUUUCUCCCAAGCACGGAAUAGCGAGCGAUUAG
Messenger RNA from Colletotrichum graminicola M1.001, 945 nucleotides. RefSeq names its product cutinase. The record is from RefSeq and is a predicted model, not a curated record. Gene Ontology annotation, biological process: carbohydrate catabolic process. Gene Ontology annotation, molecular function: cutinase activity. Gene Ontology annotation, cellular component: extracellular region. The coding region runs from base 1 to 945 and encodes 314 amino acids. The transcript is spliced from 2 exons. NCBI's taxonomy places the organism in Eukaryota, Fungi, Ascomycota, Sordariomycetes, Glomerellales, Glomerellaceae.